AUAAUUCGCCAGUUUGGACAAAGAGAGCAUUAAUAUGUUCAAAGUGCAAUCAUUUCAGUUUAGUUGUUCGGAGAACAGGUGUCGCUGCUUCUCCGCAUGGAAUCUCUGCCCCAGGAGCAACUGCAGCCACUUCUGGCAGCUUUUUGGGGGUUGUACUCCCUGCCACUUUGAGCUCUUUCCCUACAUGUUCUUUGUGGUGCUGGGACUGAGCUUUACUGGCGUCUAUCGCUGCGUAUCCGAAAUUGUGCACAUUUGCUGUGUGGCCAACUAUUCAAUUGACAUGUGGCGAUCCCGCAAGUUCUUCGUCCUGGAUAUUGAGCUAGUGCGUCAGGCGCGGGUGGUGGGCGCCAUUGCCAUGUGCUAUGCCUGGAUGAUGAUGAUCUAUGCGCUGAUCAACAUCCAGCCGGCCUUCAUGAGACCGUGGCUGCUGCUAAAUGCCAUAUUGCUGGGAAUCGACUCGCUCAUUUGCCUGAUCGAUGUCCUUAAGGGCCGACUGGCAUUGUGCUUGGGUGCCAUCUAUCCAAAGUUGCUGCUGCUCGGUACCAUGGCCCUGGUCAACUGCGUCAAGACGGUCUUUCACAACGCCAUCGAACAAAAUAUGGCCAAUGAGCUGCGAGUCUUUGGCAAGGAAUCCAUUUUUGCAAAAUACAACUGAACUGAGCUCUCUCUCUUUCUCUCUCUGUUUCUCUCUCUCUCUCUCUCUCUCUCUGCCUCUCUCUCUCUGUAUACAACACAAUUCAGCACAACUCAAGCUGUGGCACCCUUUGUGUGUCCCAUUAAAUCGAAUGGUUAUCAUUAAAAAGGUGGAGGCACUACCUAAUUGUA
Drosophila grimshawi is the source of this 825-nucleotide messenger RNA. RefSeq lists its product as uncharacterized. NCBI's taxonomy places the organism in Eukaryota, Metazoa, Arthropoda, Insecta, Diptera, Drosophilidae. The transcript is spliced from 2 exons. The record is from RefSeq and is a predicted model, not a curated record. The coding region runs from base 35 to 655 and encodes 206 amino acids.